Messenger RNA from Ictalurus punctatus (channel catfish), 4407 nucleotides. RefSeq names its product solute carrier family 22 member 2 (gene slc22a2). Lineage: Eukaryota; Metazoa; Chordata; Actinopteri; Siluriformes; Ictaluridae. The coding region runs from base 1332 to 3017 and encodes 561 amino acids. Gene Ontology annotation, cellular component: membrane. The record is from RefSeq and is a predicted model, not a curated record. Gene Ontology annotation, biological process: transmembrane transport. The transcript has 12 exons.
UCUGGUCAUUUGGUUGAUUUUGUUUGUUUGUUUGUUUGUUUGUUUGUUUGUUUUCUAAAGGGAAAUCUAUUUAUAUCUGUUCAGUGCUUAUCAACGGACAGUCGAUGCCUUGGCGGUGAAAUUAUUUCAUCGUUUAAUUGUUUAGCGUUUUUCUUUCUCCGGGUCGGGUCAGUUUAAUUAAUGAAAAAUUGAUUUGCACAGAGAUGUUAUUGUACAUGAAGACACAAAAACAAAAUGUCUUAUGAUUUCGUUAUUUAAUUUCGUGGGUUGAUUUUUUUUUUUUUUUUAUUUGAUUUUUUUCGAUUUCGCUUUUAUUCAUCUCACUCAUUUCCAUGACAACCAGUAGCCGGUCGGGAAUAUGGAACAUCCUGUGUCCUGAGGUUUGCGGUAUUUUUGCACACGGAGCCAUGAGGCAUCGCAUUAACAUUUUCUCCCAUUUUUCUUUUCUCCGCUGUGUGCUUUUUUGCAGAACUUGCCUCACAGGAUUAAAAUGAAUAAAUAAAUAAAUCUGCUUCAUAUUUAUCGCUUCCUUUUUAAAAACGAAUCCAUUUCCAGUAAAAGUGUCCUGCAUUGCUUCAGCCUACCUUUUUGCCAUGAAAGCAUGCUGUAUAACCCGUACACCGAGCAUCCGCAGUAUUUUAAUGCCGGGAGAUCUCAUUUCCCUCCACGAACUUACAGAACAUCAUUGUCUCAGUCUUUCUUUCAGCUUUUUUUUUUUUUUUCCUCCCCUGAUUUCUCUUUUUCAGGUAUUAUUGUUCAUGUUAAUAAUUGUUAAAUGAAUAGUUUGCACAGUUAUGUAUGUAAAAAUUCACACUUCUGAUGCACUCUGAUUAUUUUUUCAGCACUGGAUGAGGGUUAAAAAGUUAAAAGGUGAUGAUAGCAGUGUGAUUUUUGGCCUUAGACUCAAGACUGUGACGCAUGUGAUGUUUUUGAUUUUUUUUUUUUUUUUUUUUUUUAUUAUUAUUCUGGAAACUUUUUUUUUUUUUUUUUUUUUCUUCUUUUUCUGCAAUUGUAGUCUUGAGAAAAUAUUACGGUUUGAUCAUAAACCAGCUUCCUGUCGAUUUGUCCUGAAGUGGCCUGUUCUUGACGUGGGACGUUAAUGUUUCAUACCGUUUCUGAAUGCGAUGCACUAGAACGACUUGUCUGAUAGGUUUUGUAAUGUGCCGAAAGACUACUAUUGAGGAAUGUUUGAAGGCGUCACUAACUCCAUGUUGUACACAUAAACUCGAUCGAGGGUCAUCCUGCCUUCUAUGGACUCUGCACUUGGAAGAGUGUAAAUACCCCGUCGCUGCUCGGACGCCGCACACUAAAGCCAUCGAGCCGACGCCGCCAUGACCACGUUCGACGACAUCCUGGAAGAAGCCGGUCAAUUCGGCAGGUUCCAGAAGCGCAUUUUCUCCCUGUUGUGUUUGGUCUCCCUGCCCUUCGCUGGAGUUUAUGUGGGCGUCGUGUUUCUGGGCUUCACCCCUGACCACUGGUGCCGUAACCCCGGGGUGAAGCAGAUUCAGAUGCGCUGUGACUGGAGUCUAGAAAAGGCACUCGGGGUCAUGGUGCCUUUUCAGAACACGUCCGCUGGAGCGGUGCGCAGUCAGUGUGAGAGAUUUGACCUGGAGUGGAACAUCACCGAUCUCAGCUGCGAUGACCUGGACGGCGACAUCGCGGAGGAAAAUCGCGCUGCGCUCCCCACGAGCGUCUGCGAGGAUGGCUGGGACUACGAUUACGACGGAAGAACGUCUUUCGUCACUGAGUUUAACGUGGUGUGCAAAGACGCUUGGUUAUUAGACAUGUGCCAGGCAGCGCUCUCUGUUGGCUUUUUAGUAGGCAGCAUUGCCAUCGGAUACUUCGCUGACAGGUUUGGUCGGAAAUCGACUUUCCUGGUGUCCUGUGUUCUGAACACGGUUACAGGAAUUCUAGUGGCGGUAUCUCCUAAUUACAUCUCCAUGCUGGUGUUCAGAGCGCUGUAUGGGUUUGGGUCUAAGGCCGGCUGGAUGGUAGCAUUUGUUCUGAUUACUGAGCUGGUGGGAGUGGAGUACCGAAGGCCAGUAGCUGUGGUGUUUCAGAUGUUCUUCAGCAUCGGUAUCCUCAUCCUGCCCCUCAUGGCCUACUUCAUCACUAACUGGCGCUGGCUGCAGGUGGCCAUCACAGCUCCAUACCUCUGCUUCCUGGUUUACUACUGGUUUAUUCCCGAGUCACCGAGGUGGCUUCUCUCCCAGAACAACUCCAGUAAAGCUGUGGAGAUCACAAACGAGAUGGCCAAAGUGAACAAGAAGACGCUCUCCAAAAACAUCGAGACACUAAAGGACGAUAGCCCAGACACUGCCGUUGCCUCUUUCAUCGACUUGAUCCGGACCCCCAAUAUGAGAAAGCACACCUUCAUCCUCAGCUACAACUGGUUCACUAGUGCUGUGGUGUAUCAGGGUCUGAUCAUGCGUCUGGGGAUCCUGGGUGGAAAUGUCUACAUUGACUUCCUCAUCUCUGGCUUGGUGGAAUUCCCCGCUGCCAUCCUCAUCCUCUUCACCAUUGACCGUAUCGGCCGACGGCUGCCGUUCGCGACAGCCAAUAUCGUCGCUGGAGUCGCCUGCCUUAUAACGGCUUUCAUUCCAGAGAGUUUGUUCUGGUUUAAAACAGCUGUGGCUUGCGUCGGGAGACUGGGAAUCACUAUGGCUUUUGAAAUGGUGGUGUUUGUAAACACCGAGUUGUACCCGACCUUCAUCAGGAAUUUGGGUUUUUCCGUGUGCUCAACUUUAUGUGAUGUCGGAGGGAUCGUAGCACCGUUCCUGCUUUACAGACUCGCAGUCAUCUGGCUGGAGCUGCCGCUUAUCAUUUUUGGAAUCCUGGCCGUGAUAGCUGGCGGUUUAGUGCUGCUGCUUCCUGAGACCAGAGGCGUGCCUCUUCCAGAGACCAUCGAUGACAUUGAACACCCGCACAAAAACAAAGAGGCCACUGUGAAAAGUCAUCAGCAGGAGAAUCUGCUGCAGCCAGAUGUGACGAAUAAUAAAGAGACUACGACAGUCUGAGUGGAACAUUUUGGCUCUGACAGAGGUCACGUGAGGAUUUAAAUCUGUGACACGCGGUCAGGAGUUGGUGUGAUGGACGGGCCACUGUUCAGCAACAGAGACCAGACUGGUUGUCACAGUAUUAUAUCCUGUACACUAGAGAGUGCUGUUUAGAAAGAGGUGAAAUUGUAUGUUUUUAAACUGAGUGGAUCCCAAAGCUAAAUAUAAAGGCGUUUGGACGCAGAUAUAAAGACAACUGGUGACAACUAGUUCAAUCUCUUUUGAACUAAUUUAUUUUAUUUGUUGUUUAAUUGUUUGUAUUAUUAUUGUAACGAACCCUAUUUGACUAUUUGUGUUCAUUGUGAUGACGGAGAAACCUCUCUGAAAGCGAACACACUACAUGUCUAGUUGCUGUAAAUGGAAUUUCUUUGUUGUGAGGGUGCGCAAACUUUUGCACCACUUUUGCUGUGACCUAUCAGAACCGUCCUCUCUCUCUCUCUCUCUCUCUCUCUCUCUCUCUCUCUCUCUCUCUCUCUCUCUCUCUAUAUAUAUAUAUAUAUAUAUAUAUAUAUAUAUAUAUAUAUAUAUAUAUAUAUACAGAUGCACUUGUGUGUGUUUCUGGACAAUUUAUAGGCUGAAGUGCUGCAUUGUGGGCAUCAGCGGGCCUUGUUUACAGCGCCCUCCAUUAAUAUUGGCACCCUUGGUAAAUACGAGCAAAGAAGGCUGUGAAAAAUUGUUUAGCCUUUUGAUCUUUUAUUCAUAAAAUUCGCAAAAAUUCUCUGCUCUCAUGGAUAUCAAACGACCGCAAACACAACACGGGUUUAUCCUUUUCAUUCAUCGCUGCCGUAUCUUUAAGAAAAAGUUGUGUAUAAAUGUUUUCGUGGGCCAAACCAAAGUAAAAACCACCAGAUUUCCUAAACAUUUAGCGGAUUUUCCUUGUUCUCAUGCGUGUAUGUCGAUAAAUGGCAAUCAACUGUAAAUGAUCAAGCAUGCUCACAACACAGCAGAUGUACAUUUAGUCCCGCCCACAAAUCUCCAUAAAAGGCAAAGCUCGCAGAGAGCUGAAGAUGGCAACUCCUAAAUGUACCAUGCGCUAAUUCUUCCAGUAAUGCAGCUCGUCAGCAACCACAGACACACACCAAGUCUUACUUUUUUUUUUAAAUAGGGGGCCAUAACUUAUCAUUACUCAUUUAAAUCAGCAGUAAUCAUUACUAAUUAAUAUUAUUUUGAAUCCGGUUAUUCGAACUUCACAUUAGCGAGUCUCCUUAAACACUUGAUUCUAAACAAACCGAGGAGCGAAAGCGAAGAUACACUGUGUUUUAUUUCCGACUAACAGGAAUUCCAUGAACACCACGUUUCUUGUGUAAACACUCCUGCAAAUGAUUUACGAAAUAAACUCGUUCGCAUCGCA